AGCUCUGUUCCCUCCCAUCCGUCCUCUGCAGAAACCAGCGACAUGUGGACCGGACUGAACGACCUGGCGCUUGCCGGCACGUUGGUGUGGUUGGACCGCCACGAGGUGACCUUCACCCACUGGGCCCCAGGAGAACCCAGCCAGCGCGUCGGCCUCGGCAAACACUGCGUGGCUGUGCUACGGCAGACUGGAAGAUGGAAGCUAAUGUCCUGCGCCCAAGUCAACAGCUUCAUGUGCAAAAUGCCCACAGCGCAUUUUCCAAUUGCCUCACCGACUCCUACCAUCCCCGUCGUGUCAGUCCCCAAGGUCGUGGCCAACCCGAGCCCGAUGCUUGCCCCAGGCAAAAGUCCCUCAUCGAAGCCACAGGCUGCCGGUGGAGAAACUCUACAAAGGCGCCCUCCAAGCAAGUCAUCGAAGAAGAAGAAGAAGCAGCAGCAGCAGAAUUAAUAGCCUACUCUACUCUGUUCA
Molecule: messenger RNA, 468 nt
Organism: Syngnathus acus (greater pipefish)
Lineage: Eukaryota; Metazoa; Chordata; Actinopteri; Syngnathiformes; Syngnathidae
Product: low affinity immunoglobulin epsilon Fc receptor-like
Exons: 2
Coding region: 43-447 (134 amino acids)
Molecular function (GO): signaling receptor activity
Source: RefSeq, a predicted model, not a curated record